Messenger RNA from Epithele typhae, 1476 nucleotides. RefSeq lists its product as uncharacterized. NCBI's taxonomy places the organism in Eukaryota, Fungi, Basidiomycota, Agaricomycetes, Polyporales, Epitheliaceae. Bases 1 to 1476 code for a protein of 491 amino acids. Gene Ontology annotation, molecular function: protein binding. The record is from RefSeq and is a predicted model, not a curated record. The transcript is spliced from 7 exons.
AUGACCAGCUUUCCGGACUUGUUGACGCCCCCCCUCCUCGCUCAGUUCGAUGCGGCUGAGCUGGCCGCGAACAACCCAACGGAAAACCAGCUCUUCGCCGCGAUCGAGCAUUACUUCGCGGACAAGACCUUCGACGAGGUGGUUGAGAAGGACCGCCGCGGCGGUUCGAACUCGCAGGCCAAGGCGGCGGCGAACCUGGACGGGUAUGCGCAGCCGGGCCCGGAGCUGGUGCGCCUGGCACUGCUGAGCGUGGGGCUGACGAUGGUGCCCCUGCCGCCUGGGCUGGCGAAUUUGAGCGGCCGGACGACCAGCAGAACCCUUACCUCGAGAUCGGAUGAGAGCUCGCUCGGGCAUCUCAACGUUCUCAACCCUCGCCUUCCCCUUGCCUCCAUACUCUCACCUCUGCGGAUGGCUAUCAAACAUCGCGCUCUCCAAGCUCAGUGGAAUCCCCCCAUAAGCUCACUCCACUUCCCCAUCGACGUUGUUGAAAACUUCAUCGACGUCCUCGGCGAUCGCGGUGAUCACACCGCGCUCGCGCAGUGCAUCCGGGUGUGCAAGUCAUGGUUUCCCCGAAGCCGCUACCGCCUCUGGCACAGGCUCGUCAUUUCUAGGGGCGACCAACUACCCGCGAUCUGCAGCGCCUUCGCACGCGACACCUCUCUGCGCUCGUUAGUUCAGAUCGUCCGGCUGCAUGGUACACCGGGCUCAGAUGUCGACAAGCCAGGACCUCUCCCGAUCGCCGCCAUCGUAGUCCUUCUUCCUCACCUGGGUCACAUUACCGCAUGGGAGUUCUACGGGCGGAUCUCUCCUUCUAUCUGCGUUUGGACACUCGCCACCAGUUCUUGCGAACUCCACUUCCUCCGCCACCACGACAACACAAUCACAAGGUUCGAGUCGAAGAUCUACGCGACCGCUCUCCGCCAACACUCAAGUCCGGAACGCGAAGACCACCGUCCGCGCGUUGUCGCGAUAUGCAGGCACGGCACUCUGCUCACCGCGGCGGUCGGCUUGCCCGACGCGGUUACCACCAUCCCACCUCCGGGUGACUUCCCAACCAUCCAUCGCGCGUCCUUCUCCUCCGAUGGGACACGUUUGCUAGUCACCGGUGAUAGCCCCACCCCGUUCCGCCUCGUCCUUGACACACUCACCGGCGCGACGAUCGCCGGCUUCGACGGCGGCCGCUACCAUGCCCUCUUCAGAGGCGUCCCCACAGCCGCGGAGCUCUCGGGCGACGGACAGGUGGCGGUGAUAGAGAGCGAGGGGUCGGGGCGGGGGCCGUCGGAGUGGUGGCUCUGGAGGCUGGAGGACGGGACGCCACACCGGGUGCUCAACCGCGAGGACAGACAAGUUGUGCGGAAGUGCGCGCUGUCUCGGGACGGUCGAGUGGCUGGAUUCGCGACUAAGGAAGGAGCGGCGUUUUUCCGGAAUGUAGACGACCUAGAUCUGGGAUCCGACCCAGUUUCUGUGAUAUGGUAG